Molecule: messenger RNA, 876 nt
Organism: Limanda limanda (common dab)
Lineage: Eukaryota; Metazoa; Chordata; Actinopteri; Pleuronectiformes; Pleuronectidae
Product: interferon-induced protein 44-like
Exons: 7
Coding region: 1-876 (291 amino acids)
Source: RefSeq, a predicted model, not a curated record
AUGGGAUCAAUACUCUUUAAGAUGCUAUGGAGGGAGGUGCCACCUCCUUCACCACUCUUAGAGGAGCCAUGGAGAAAGGUGUCAGAGGAGUACCAGAGCAAUCUUGUGUUUGUGAAUUCUUACCAGCCUGAAAACAAACAGGUCACACAUCUCAGGAUUCUGCUUCAUGGACCAGUUGGUGCCGGAAAGUCGAGCUUCAUCAACUCUGUCGACACCGUUUUAAAAGGCAGACCUUCCAGUCGAGCUGCGGCAGAUGCAAUCUUUGGGAGCAGCUUCACCAGAAAGUACAAUACCUUCAAAUUAACCAAAAGUCCAGGGGCCACUUACUCUUUUGUUUUCAAUGACAUCAUGGGCUUUGAGCAAGGAUCUGACCGUGGAGUCCUUGUGGAAGACGUCAAACUGGCCCUGAGAGGACACGUGAAAGACGGUUACACGUUCAACCCUAAAAAAGUACUGAUGAAGGGUGAUGAUGGCUACAACCCCGAUCCAACUUUGGAAGACAAAGUUCACAUUCUGGUGUGUGUUAUUCCUGUGGACUUAGUGUCUAGGUUAAGUGAUGAGAUGGUGAAGAAGAUUAGAGAUGUCAGACUUGCAGCCAGUGAACUGGGAAUUCCCCAACUGGCUAUUAUCACCAAAGUGGAUGAAGCCUGUCCCGAGGUUAUAAAGGACACAAACAAUAUCUAUAAGAGCAAGUACCUGGAGGAAAAGGUUAAAAUAUUCCACCAGCUGCUGGGCCUUCCACUGAACUGCAUCUUCCUUGUGAAGAACAACAAUCAGGAAAUUGAGUCAAAUGACGGAGUGAGCGCUGCGAUACUGUGUGCACUGAAACAGAUGCUUACGUAUGGAGAAGACUUCCUCAUCGACCAGGAAACAUGA